UUGAAUAGCAUGUUAUCUAUCUUUUCAUAUACUUAAUGGACGAAGUGUCGUGUGUUUAAGGAUUUGUGCACCUCACUAAAGACUUUUAUCGAACGAAUUGUACGAUAUCUAAAAUAUGGAAGAAUAUGCAAGAGAACCAUGUCCUUGGCGAAUAGUAGACGAUUGCGGAGGCGCCUUUACAAUGGGUGUCAUAGGUGGAGCAAUUUUCCAAAGCAUUAAAGGCUUCCGUAAUGCACCAAGUGGAUGGAGGCAGCGUUUUACAGGCAGUGUUGUAGCAAUCAGACAACGAGCACCUAUCAUUGCUGGAAAUUUUGCUGUAUGGGGUGGGAUGUUUUCCACAAUUGAUUGUACCUUAGUUCACUUUAGAGGAGGAAAGGAAGAUCCUUAUAACUCUAUCAUUAGUGGUGCUGCAACUGGUGGGAUUUUAGCAGCAAGAAAUGGCUUACCAGCAAUGGUAGGCAGUGCAAUCAUUGGCGGAGUGCUGUUGGCAUUAAUAGAAGGUGUAGGAAUUUGUUUCACACGUCUCUCCGCUGAACAAUUCAAACCACCGGCAUUAGUCGAAGAUUCAUCACAACUUGGCUCACCGCCACAAGGCUAUCCAUCAUAAUGUUCAAUCAAAUUAUUUAGAUUUAUUUCAAGUUAGAAAUAUUCAAGUAACAAUAUUCGAAAACGCUUUGCAUUAGAAUAUGCCUGAGCAUCUCUUUUUGCCAACUUUAAAUUUAUAAGCAGCAUAGAAGUCUUAGAUCUAAAAUCAAAUAAUAUUUUUUGUUGUUUUCAUAUUUGUUGCUGUAUUUCUUUGAACUCCCUUAAUUAGAAUGCCAAACACGAUACUCUGUAAAAAUUUGUCCUGUAAAUAUAAAAUAUAAGUAACAAAAAUAAAUGCAAA
Pogonomyrmex barbatus (red harvester ant) is the source of this 886-nucleotide messenger RNA. Its product is annotated as mitochondrial import inner membrane translocase subunit Tim17-B. Gene Ontology annotation, molecular function: transmembrane protein transporter activity. NCBI's taxonomy places the organism in Eukaryota, Metazoa, Arthropoda, Insecta, Hymenoptera, Formicidae. Gene Ontology annotation, biological process: protein import into mitochondrial matrix. The record is from RefSeq and is a predicted model, not a curated record. Gene Ontology annotation, cellular component: TIM23 mitochondrial import inner membrane translocase complex.